This is a messenger RNA of Anthostomella pinea, 1185 nucleotides long. NCBI's taxonomy places the organism in Eukaryota, Fungi, Ascomycota, Sordariomycetes, Xylariales, Xylariaceae. The record is from the annotation of a GenBank genome assembly.
AUGAGGCUCUCUAGCAUAUUACAGCUGCCUGUGCUGCUGGCAUCAUCUCUACUGGCACCCAUACCCCAUGUCGCGGCCGAACACACCAGUAAUUGGGCCGUCCUGGUUGGCACCUCGAGGUUCUGGUUCAACUACCGCCAUCUGUCCAAUGUACUGUCCAUGUACCGCACCGUCAAGCGACUGGGCAUCCCCGACUCCCAGAUCAUCCUCAUGCUGCCCGAUGACAUGGCCUGCAACCCGCGCAAUGCCUUCCCAGGCACAGUGUACAGCAACUCGGACCGCGCCGUGGACCUGUACGGAGACAACAUCGAGGUCGAUUACAGGGGCUACGAGGUGACCGUCGAGAACUUUAUCCGCCUGUUGACCGACCGUGUCGGCGACGAGAUGCCCAGGAGCAAGAGGCUGUUGACCGACGACCGGAGCAACAUCUUUGUGUACAUGACUGGCCACGGCGGGAACGAGUUCUUGAAGUUCCAGGAUGCCGAGGAGAUUGGCGCUUUUGAUCUGGCAGAUGCUUUCGAGCAGAUGUGGGAGAAGAGGAGGUAUCACGAGAUCCUCUUCAUGAUCGACACCUGCCAGGCGAACACCAUGUACAGCAAGAUUUACUCGCCUAACAUCAUCGCCACCGGCUCCUCCGAGCUGGACCAGUCGUCCUACUCCCAUCAUGCCGACAACGACGUCGGGGUCGCCGUCAUCGAUCGAUACACCUACUACAAUCUGGAGUUCUUGGAGUCGGAAGUCCAGGACCUAAGCAGUAAGAAGACAGUCGGGGAGCUGUUUGACAGCUAUACCUACGAGAAGAUCCAUUCGCAUGCCGGCGUGCGAUACGAUCUGUUCAGGGGUGGUACCGACGCCGCUCGCAGUCGACUGCUGACCGAUUUCUUUGGGAACAUACAGAAUGUUGAAGUUGACGGUGCGAAGAAUACGACCAUGGACGAGGAGAUGCUCGCGCUUAGCAAGACGAUUGCGCAGCUGAGGGAGAUUGCCGCAGAGGAAGAAGCGGCGGCCAGCAAUGCCUCCCAGCCAGCCAAGAGCGAGCCAACUCGCUCGCAGAAGAAGAUUCAGCUGGCCAAGCCCCUGACCGACGAGAAUUGGUGGACCAAGAAGCUCGUUGGUGCGACGGCGUUGGCGGGAUGCACAGCGCUGUGGGCUCUGGGGUCAUAUUUAGAGGCUCCAAGGAAUUGA